AGCAGUCGCUACGGCUAGCAGACCUACACUCACUCGUGAAGCCAUGCCUCAUUUCACUGUGGUUCCAGUGGACGAUAACACACGGUCCUGCUAUGACAGCCUUGAAGAGAUCAAUUGUGUGGACUACAGAGACACAGGGCAAGGCUAUUCUGGACAUUAUGACACUGUCAGCUGUGAUGGUCAUGGAAACCAUAAAGAAGACAGUCCUUUCUUCAGUAAUACCAAUGCAACAAAGAGGAAUGACUUCUACGAGAGGAACUUGGCUUUGUUUGAGGAGGAGCUGGAUGUUCGGCCCAAAGUUUCCUCAUUCCUCGGUCGGUUGGUCAGCUACACCAGCAUCACACAGGGAGACAUGGAGCACGAGGAAGAAGAGAAUGGAAAAUGGUGCUGGAAGAACACAACAAGGUCCACCGGUAUGAGCACCCUGAUGGGUGUCUACCUGCCCUGCCUGCAGAACAUCUUCGGCAUCAUCUUCUUCCUGCGGCUCACGUGGAUCGUGGGCAACGCUGGUGUGAUGCAGUCCUUCCUCAUUCUACUGAUAUGCUGCUCCUGUACGAUGCUAACCACAAUAUCUAUGAGUGCCAUUGCCACAAAUGGAGUUGUCCCAGCUGGAGGAGCAUACUUCAUGAUCUCGCGCUCUCUGGGCCCAGAGUUUGGGGGUGCCGUGGGGCUGUGUUUCUAUCUGGGGACAACCUUUGCUGGAGCCAUCCACAUUCUAGGUGCCAUUGAAAUCUUACUGAAAUACAUUAUCCCACAGGCAGCCAUAUUCGACCCCUCUGGUGUACAUGGAGGGCAUGGUGCCAUGCUUAAUGACAUGAGGGUCUAUGGCACACUCUUCCUCUGUCUCAUGGGAUCUGUAGUCUUUGUGGGCAUCAAAUAUGUCAACAAGUUUGCUUCCUUUUUCUUGGCUUGUGUCACUAUAUCGAUUGUGUCAGUGUUCAUAGGAACUGUGAAUUCCAUCUUUGACCCCCCAAAAUUGAUGGUAUGUAUGUUGGGCAACAGGACCUUAGUUCGAGGGUUAUUUGACACCUGCGGAAAAACAGUGUUUGUGGGCAACACCACCAUUCCCAGCAAGCUCUGGGAGAAUUUCUGUGGCUAUGAAAAUAUGAGUGAAUGUGAUGAGUACUUCACAAAGAACAAUGUGACUGAAAUCCAGGGAAUCCCAGGGCUGGCCAGUGGAGUUAUCAGAGAGAACAUGUGGAGUGCCCACCAGGGGAAAGACAGAAUCCUGGAGAAGGCUAGCUUACCCUCUCUGGAUGUCCAUGGCUCUGCAGAGAACUUCCUCAUGUACGUAUCGGCUGAUAUGACCACCUCCUUCACAGUCCUCGUUGGGAUCUUCUUCCCUGCAGUUGCAGGGAUCAUGGCUGGCUCAAACAGAUCCGGAGAUCUCAAAGAUGCCCAGAAGUCAAUCCCUUUGGGGACAAUCUUAGCUGUAACCACAACAUCUUUAGUCUAUUUCAGUUCAGUGGUGCUGUUUGGGGCUUGCAUUGAGGGGGUAGUUUUGAGAGACAAGUUUGGAGAGGCAGUGAGCAAGACCAUGGUGUUGGGGACCCUCGCCUGGCCGUCACACUGGGUCAUCGUCAUCGGAUCCUUCCUCUCCGCAGUGGGAGGAGGGCUACAGUCGCUAACAGGGGCACCCCGCCUCCUGCAGGCCAUCGCCAAGGAUGACAUCAUGCCUUUCCUUAGGGUUUUUAGGCAAGGCAAAGCCAGUGGAGAGCCAACAUGGGCACUGCUGCUGACCACAAUGAUUGCAGAGCUGGGCAUCCUGAUCGCUUCACUGGACAAAGUGGCCCCCAUUCUCUCCAUGUUCUUCCUCAUGUGCUACCUGUUUGUAAACCUGGCCUGCGCCCUGCAAACUCUCCUCUGCACUCCCAGCUGGAGGCCCAGGUUUAAAUACUACCACUGGUCUUUAUCCUUUGUGGGCAUGAGCAUGUGUCUGGCACUAAUGUUCAUGUCCUCCUGGUACUAUGCCAUCGUGACCAUGGGCAUCGCCGGCAUGAUCUACAAGUACAUCGAGUACCAGGGAGCGGAGAAGGAAUGGGGGGAUGGAAUCCGGGGCUUGUCUUUGCGUGCUGCCCGCUACGCACUUCUCCGAUUGGAGGGGGGACUGCCCCACACUAAGAACUGGAGACCACAGUUACUGCUGCUGCUGAAACUGGAUGGGGACCUCCGUGUGAAAUACCCCCGCCUGCUCACAUUUGCCUCCCAGCUGAAGGCAGGGAAGGGCCUGACCAUUGUGGGCUCAGUCAUCCAGGGCAACUUCCUGGACAGUUAUGGGGAAAGCCAGGCUUCUGUACAGACAAUCAAGGAUAUAAUGGAGACUGAGAAAGUGAAGGGGUUCUGCCAGGUAGUUGUCUCAGCUAAGGUGCGAGAAGGCAUUGCCCAGCUGAUCCAGUCAUGUGGCCUAGGUGGAAUGAAGCCCAACACGGUGGUGAUGGGCUGGCCAUAUGGCUGGAGGCAGAGUGAGGACUACCAAGCCUGGAAGACCUUCAUCAACACGGUUCGUUGCACGACGGCUGCUCACCUGGCUCUGAUGGUGCCCAAGAACGUGUCCUUCUACCCCGGCAACGAUGAGCGCUUUGAUGACGGACACAUCGACGUGUGGUGGAUAGUCCAUGAUGGAGGCAUGCUCACGCUGCUGCCAUUCCUUCUCAAACAGCACAAGGUUUGGAGAAAGUGCAAGACGCGGAUUUUCACCGUGGCCCAAAUGGAUGACAACAGCAUUCAGAUGAAAGAAGACCUGGCUGUGUUCCUCUACCACUUGCGAAUAGAGGCAGAGGUGGAGGUUGUAGAAAUGCACAACAGUGAUAUCUCAGCGUACACAUACGAGAGAACCUUAAUGAUGGAGCAGAGAUCUCAAAUGCUAAGGCAAAUGAGGCUCUCCAGUGCUGAGAGAGACAGGGAGGCUCAGCUUGUCAAGGACAGACACUCUAUGGUCCACCUAGGAGGCCUCUACACAGACAAGGAGCUGUUGGAGCAACCAGAGGAGAUAACGCAGAUGACAUGGACCAGGGAUGACCACAGCACAGAGAGGGGAAACGGGAACAAGGGGCCUGAGAGCUUCUGCAAACUUAUCAGCGUCAAGCCGGAUCACUCCAAUGUGCGGCGCAUGCACACGGCGGUGAGGCUGAACGAGGCCAUCAUCAGCAAAUCCCAUGAAGCUAGGCUGGUGCUACUGAACAUGCCCGGCCCACCUCGGGACUCAGAGGGAGAUGAGAACUACAUGGAGUUCCUGGAGGUCUUAACCGAGGGGCUGGAACGGGUGCUGCUGGUGCGAGGGGGAGGUCGGGAGGUCAUCACUAUUUACUCAUGAGGAAACCUCCAGCCACAGGGAGGCGUCGUCUGAAAAUUCAUACAACCCACCUUAGCAAAAGGACCACCCACCCUGCCGGGAGGACAGAACUACACAAGACAGUUUAAAAAAAUAAUCGUCUGGAUUAAUUCUUUGAUGGUUUUGCAAGACUUUUAAUGCAUCAUGGAAGACAGUAGUUGCAAGUGCAACUCUAGUGUAGAAUGUAGAAGAGCAUGGCACAUUUAUCCAGGUCACAGAUCAUUAACACGAGAGCUAGCUGCUUUCUUUCGCUCAGUGAAAUAAUAAAUAAAGAGUUUAUAUAAGCUAACUCAUAUGGGCAAAAUCAUUCUUAAUAUAUCAGAAAAAUCCACAACUAUAUAUUGACACGUUUGCAAUGUAUAAUGUAAAAUGAACAGGAUUUGCAUGAUUUGUGCGCAAUACCUGAAGAUAGCUGCUUAUUAUUUCAACAACCAACUGCAGUGAUGUAGUCCAUAUUUUUUUAUAGUAUCCCUUAAUAGAGAUGUGCUCCAUUAACAUCCAUAGCUGUCCAGUUUACUCAAAUAUAACUGGCAAUCCUUCACAUUAAUGUUCCUGCAAUCACUAUGCCUAUGGCCCACUGUUAAUAUCUGUAAAUAGUGGUUCUAUUAAAUUUUUUUAGAAUUAUCCAACUGCACUGUUACUAAAUAGCAAGCUGAUAAGCAAAUCAAUUACAACACGUUGUUGCAGUUAUGGUGACCGUAAAGACGUAAAUGAAAUAUGACAUUGAAAAUGAAAAACUGAAUAAUUACGUUGAAUAUCAAUGUUGGUGUUCAUGAAUAUGAUGGAUAUGGAUGAUUAAAAUGUAAUGUUUCAUGAGUCUGGUGGUACGAUUACUUAUAUUUACUACUUUCAAAUACCUUGUACUGCAGUGUCCAGAUCAAGAAAAAUG
Anguilla anguilla (European eel) is the source of this 4220-nucleotide messenger RNA. RefSeq names its product solute carrier family 12 member 4-like. The coding region runs from base 44 to 3313 and encodes 1089 amino acids. Gene Ontology annotation, biological process: chloride transmembrane transport; chemical synaptic transmission; chloride ion homeostasis. Gene Ontology annotation, cellular component: membrane. Gene Ontology annotation, molecular function: potassium:chloride symporter activity. Lineage: Eukaryota; Metazoa; Chordata; Actinopteri; Anguilliformes; Anguillidae. The record is from RefSeq and is a predicted model, not a curated record. The transcript has 24 exons.